Messenger RNA from Parasteatoda tepidariorum (common house spider), 1428 nucleotides. RefSeq names its product intraflagellar transport protein 74 homolog. The record is from RefSeq and is a predicted model, not a curated record. Gene Ontology annotation, cellular component: intraciliary transport particle B; cilium. Gene Ontology annotation, molecular function: beta-tubulin binding. Gene Ontology annotation, biological process: intraciliary transport involved in cilium assembly; cilium assembly. Lineage: Eukaryota; Metazoa; Arthropoda; Arachnida; Araneae; Theridiidae.
UUUACAGAAAAGGAUUUGAGAUAUCUUCCGUAACGAAAAGGCUUAUAAAAGAUAUUAACUUUAUGAAAAGCGAUCAGUCUGCUUACUUUUCGUACAAGAAAGCAGCCGAAAACAAGGCUUUGGAACUACAACGUCUGCAAGCAGCAUUGGCGGACUAUAAUUUAGUAAUUGAUACGGUUAAUUCCGAUUAUAAUCUGACUAGAAUUGAAGAAAAGUGCCAAGAACUGAAAAUGGAUAAUGAAAAACUACUGCAAGACGCUGAAACUUUAUUCGAGAAACGGAAAGAAAAGGAAGAAAUGGUGUCCAAACUUGAGGAGGAAAUAAAUCAAGACGAGUAUAUUUCAGAAAUUUUGAUGGCAUCUGGUGAUUCUCAUAAUCGCUACGAAUAUCUUCUGCGACUCGACAAAAAGCUUGCGUCAACUUUAAGAAAUUUUGAUACGGAACUAAUUCAGUUGGCGUUGGAACGCGCAAAGUUGGAAAAAGAGUGCGACUUUUCGGGCAGAAACGAAGCCAAGCAACUAUGUUACGCAUUGAAAGAAAGAGAGACAAAAAGGAAUAAUCUUGAGGAAUGCAACAUUGAUAACAAGGAUUUCCAAAAGUUAAACCAGAUGAGGGAAGAAAUUGGUGAAUUGCUACAAUGCAUUCUGAAAGAAACGAUCGAUAUUAAAUCUCAAAUAACCCAAAAAGAAGCAGCACUAAUAGACAAGGAAGAAUUCGAUGGCAAACGAAAAGAACGACAAGAAAAAGUUGAAAAACUGAAGAAGAGAGAGAAAGAAAUGGAUGAAUUUCUUUUAUUCUUUAACCAAAAUCAUGAGAUUUUGUUGGAUGAGUGUUACAAGAAUAAGAAAAAAAUUCAAAACUUUCUAGAAAAAAUCAGCGAAAUGAUUAAUCUAGACCAAAAAAAAAUAAUUCCCGUUAAUAAAACGGAAGAGCAGAUGCUUUUAGAAUUAGCUAAACUCGAUCAACUAGAAGUCCAAACUAAAGAUGAACUAAAUGAUCUACGUCAAGAAAUGGCAUCAUUAAAAGAACAACUAAAAUCAGUUCCUGUAACUGAAGAAAUGAAAUUUUGUUCUGAAAGUAUGAAAUCUGAGUUGUUGAAAGAAAGAGAAAUUGUCUUGGUGCACUUAAAUGGAAUUCAAAAGGUUGUAAGUGAACUUAAAAAACUGUAUGAUACAUUAUCAAAAGAACUAAAUGGAAAUAAAACGUUUCAAGAAUUGUCUCAACUCGAAAAGAAGUGGCAAGAUUUAGAGAAACAAAACUACGCCAUGCUUGAAUAUACAUCUGAUAAUAAAAAUCACAGCAGUUAUUUAAAUGUCAAAAACUCCGUUAUGGGUCUUGCGCGUGACUUGAAUAACACAAUUAUUACAUGAAUGCUCAGCAAAAUGUUAGAACCACGAAGUUGUACAAAAGCAAAACUUUUACGGAAUU